Messenger RNA from Drosophila melanogaster (fruit fly), 1651 nucleotides. RefSeq lists its product as uncharacterized. Bases 527 to 622 code for a protein of 31 amino acids. The record is from RefSeq and is marked reviewed. The transcript has 3 exons. Lineage: Eukaryota; Metazoa; Arthropoda; Insecta; Diptera; Drosophilidae.
ACCAAUUCAGUUCUGUUACAGUUUCCAGCUGUUGAACACGACUUUUGAGAGCCGCCGAAGCCAACUGAUCCGAAGUUAACUAAGCCGAUCCGCGAUCCUCGCUUUUCAAUUCGCCGUGAACCGCAUUCGCAGCAGCAAUCCCCCCCAAAAACCAAAAACCAACACACCUUGACUCGAGUGUAAUGUCGAUGAACCGUGCGUAUUCAAACGAGUGCCGCGCCAACCAGACAACCAUCAAGAAGUACCAGACCAAGUCCACGUCCACAUCGAAGGAGCACUGAUACCGCCACGAGGAUCGAAUGUGCCAAAGUAGUCAGCUAGAUAUUCGCUACGCCGCCUGAGAUUAACACGCUUCCGCUACCCAAUUACUCGAUCCUUAUCCCGAUCCUGAAGCGCCACUCCCGAGCACAGCACCCAGACGUUUCAAUACGAUCCAUCCUCGUCGCCCAAGACAGACCGGCAAGCAGCCAAGAUUCCACCAACACUGAGCUGCACGACCUCCAAGACGGCAUCCAGCGCCGGACCUAUGUCAGUGCUAAGCCAGCUGCUGCUCAACUUCAACCAGAAAGCCCAGACCAGGAGCCAUCACAACAUAGAGCUGAUAAAUUCGUUCAUAACAUAACGAUAAGCCGACCUGCUUCUGCUUUACCUGAUCUAUCAUCGUCCAACGUUGGGGAGAAAUUUGCAAACAUUUUUUACCGGAAGAGAAAAAAGAAAUCAAAUCAAAGGAAAAUGAAUUUACAUGUGUGCGCCUUAGCGCUGCUGCUGUUCGGCAGCAUCGCCACUGUCCGCGGAAGAGCCGUGGACCUGGUAGACGAUAGCAACGACGUGGAUAACUCCAUCGAGGCGGAGGAGGAGAAGCCACGCAACCGAGCCUUCGAAGCCGACUGGCUCAAGUUCACCAAGACGCCGCCGACGAAGCUGCAGCAGGCCGAUGGAGCCACCAUCGAGAUCGUUUGCGAGAUGAUGGGCUCCCAAGUGCCCAGCAUCCAGUGGGUGGUGGGUCACCUGCCCCGCUCGGAGCUCGAUGAUCUGGACUCCAACCAGGUUGCCGAAGAGGCGCCCAGUGCCAUUGUGCGCGUCCGAUCGUCGCAUAUCAUCGACCACGUGCUGAGCGAGGCCCGCACCUACACGUGUGUGGGACGCACUGGCUCCAAGACCAUCUAUGCCAGCACUGUGGUGCAUCCUCCUCGCUCCUCUCGUCUGACGCCGGAGAAGACCUACCCGGGUGCCCAGAAACCGCGAAUCAUCUACACCGAGAAGACGCAUCUGGACCUCAUGGGCUCCAACAUUCAGCUGCCCUGCCGCGUGCACGCCCGUCCCCGCGCCGAGAUCACCUGGUUGAAUAACGAGAACAAGGAGAUCGUCCAAGGACAUCGCCACAGGGUGCUGGCCAACGGCGAUCUUCUGAUCUCCGAGAUCAAGUGGGAGGAUAUGGGCAACUACAAGUGCAUAGCCCGCAACGUCGUCGGAAAGGAUACCGCCGAUACCUUCGUGUAUCCCGUACUUAAUGAGGAAGACUAAAGAUCCUACCACCAAAUAAAAAACAAAAGGCUAUUGGAUUGACGACGGAAAUUCAUCUAGUUAGUUAGAUAGAUCAAAUGCCUUCGAAGAUGCGUGAAAAGAAAUGAAAUAUGCUUAGAAAAAAUAC